GUUUAGAAGGGUGGGACCAUACAUACCAUCAUCUCCACUGAUCUACAUUCAUUCUCUCUCUAUUAAUGCUCUGAAGUUUCAAGCCUGUCGUGAACUCUACAUUCAAACACACACAAUCAGGAUGUGUAUGAUAUUUUUGGGAAUCGUCUUUGGGUUGCUGUCCCUCUCCAGUUCAGACAAUCUAACAGUGACGUCACGUAGCUGCAGUUAUAUGGGAGUGUUUCAUGUGGAGGGAAGAGCUCGCUACAAUCUGACGUAUGAAGAUGCCAAGAGGUUGUGUGAACACCUGUCAGCUACAAUAGCACCAAUGGACCAGCUGCAGAGAGCUUAUAAUGCAGGACUGCAGACGUGCAGGUACGGCUGGAUAAAUAACAGUCAGCCGGUGAUCCUCCGUCACAGGCCAUAUAAACUCUGCGCCGGCAACCAAAUCGGCAUUGUAACUUGGGAAAACACUCGUCGUGCUGACGCCUUCUGUUACGAUAAAAACGAUUCAUCAGUGAAAGACUGUUCAGCUAGGUCUGGGAUUUAUUUACCUGGAUCUGCGAGUUCAAAUACAUCAGAUGGUGACUCUGCAUCUGCAGAAGACCAUUCGAGUGUUGAAAGGACCGACCAUGAAAAUGCAACUGAAGUUACACAUCUGGAGAACGCAACAACUUCUGAGCCGACUACUGCAGUCCAUUGGCCCACUAAUGGUUCUGCGUCUGUAAACACCUCACAGGGUUUUGCAAAGAAUGAUGUGACUGAUGAAACAGAUUACACAAAACAUCCACAGUCUACACCUAUAAAGCCUGAUACAGAUGCCACAAGACCGAAUAUGCAUCAGGCACCCAUCAAAAAUAACUUAGAUUGGCUGGUCAUUUUACUUGUAAUUUUGGCUGUUCUACUCAUUCUCCUUGUAUGUGCUCUGGUAGCAACCAGAAAAAGAUGGUGUGGUAAAAAAAGAACUUUGAUUAUCACAAAAAAGAGCAGCAGUGACCAAAACGCUAGAUCAGCAUCAUUUACUCAACAGCAGGAGAUGACCACGCUCAUGAACACUGAAAAAAAAACCAGCGAAUAACUUCAGAGUUUAUUAACAUCAAUCUUGAUAAGCCAACAGAGGAAAUCCAGCAGCGAUAAGAAUUAAAGCUAGAGAAGAUCAAAGUGACAGUCAAUAAAUACACUGGAAGGACCAAAGAGGAAAUCAGAAGCCGGAGUAGCUAAGAAAUUGAGUCAUACGCUGGUUUUAAGAGUUUUGGGAAUUAUGUAGUUUAGAAAUUUUGUAUUGAACUUUUAGAAAUUUUGCUUACUUACAUUGCAUGAUAUUAUUGUUUUGAGGAUUGUAUUUUGUAUGUGGUAACACUUCACAACAGAUAAUAUAAAAUCUUUUUCAUUACCAUUAGUUAAGAAUAACAGUGAUUUUUUUUACUUUUUUAAUCAGUGUUAAUGUAAAUACAUUUGUUCAUUGUUUCUUCAUGUGCAUUAACUAAUGUUAAAAGGCACUUUUAGUAGAUUAAUAUUUCAACCAAGAAUGAGCUCUAGUAGCUCUAAUUGUCAAACCAUCUUGACUUUGUACACCUGUUUACCAACACCCCUACUACAGUUUCAGUGUCCUUUGCAGCACAUUUACACGUCAGUACACAGUUUUCUCCAACUGUUACAUGCAGUCUGGCUAUUCUUAUUUUAAUGUAUUUUUAUAAUAAAAUUAAAAAUAUAAAAUGCAAAAA
Messenger RNA from Paramisgurnus dabryanus, 1703 nucleotides. RefSeq names its product CD44 molecule (IN blood group) b (gene cd44b). Gene Ontology annotation, molecular function: cytokine receptor activity; hyaluronic acid binding. Lineage: Eukaryota; Metazoa; Chordata; Actinopteri; Cypriniformes; Cobitidae. Gene Ontology annotation, biological process: cell adhesion; positive regulation of ERK1 and ERK2 cascade; inflammatory response. Gene Ontology annotation, cellular component: basolateral plasma membrane; plasma membrane; macrophage migration inhibitory factor receptor complex. The record is from RefSeq and is a predicted model, not a curated record.